Molecule: messenger RNA, 1101 nt
Organism: Aspergillus heteromorphus CBS 117.55
Lineage: Eukaryota; Fungi; Ascomycota; Eurotiomycetes; Eurotiales; Aspergillaceae
Product: ESCRT-III subunit protein DID4
Exons: 5
Coding region: 164-841 (225 amino acids)
Biological process (GO): endosome transport via multivesicular body sorting pathway; protein transport; late endosome to vacuole transport
Cellular component (GO): multivesicular body; ESCRT III complex
Source: RefSeq, a predicted model, not a curated record
CCGGCGGGUUCGGACCAGAUAGCCGUCCGUCCUCAUUCUUCUGUCUAACAACCAUCCCAUCCAUCCCAGGCAGCAGCCGGUUUGGAUGUGAGAGCUCAGUCUCACUCUCUUCUCAUCCUAUAUCCCCAACACCAAACCACCACAUCCCUCUUCCACCGCCAUCAUGAACAUCGUCGAAUGGGCCUUCGGCAAACGCAUGACGCCCGCGGAACGUCUCCGCAAACACCAGCGCGCGCUCGACCGCACACAACGCGAACUCGACCGCGAGCGAGUCAAGCUCGAGAACCAGGAGAAGAAGCUGGUGCAGGAUAUCAAGAAGAGCGCGAAGAAUGGGCAAAUCGGAGCGUGUAAGAUCCAGGCGAAGGAUUUGGUGCGGACGAGGAGAUACGUCCAGAAAUUCUACCAGAUGCGCACGCAGUUACAGGCCAUCUCGCUGCGGAUUCAGACGGUCCGAAGCAACGAACAAAUGAUGCAAUCAAUGAAAGGCGCCACAAUGCUACUGGGAAGCAUGAACCGGCAAAUGAACCUUCCGGCGUUGCAGCGGAUAGCCAUGGAGUUCGAGCGCGAGAACGACAUUAUGGAUCAACGACAAGAAAUGAUGGAUGAUGCUAUUGAUGAUGCCACGGGGUUGGAGGGCGAGGAGGAGGAGGGCGAGGAUAUCGUCAAGGAGGUGCUGGAUGAGAUUGGUGUGGACUUGGGACAGGCGCUCGGAGAGACACCCACGGAUAUACAGAAGACAGCGGUGGGCGAAACGCGAGUCGCGCAGGCUGUCGGUGCCGGGGGUGGGGAUAACAUGGGCGAUGAUGAUCUACAGGCGAGACUGGAUAGUCUUCGGCGCUGAGGAUGUGGUGUGACUUCCGACGACAUGUCACGACUCAAUCAAUUGAACUGCCAUUACUUCAGGGUUCGAGUUCGUAUCCAUGCGACUGGGUCUAGGGAUGGACGGACUGACUGACGGACUGAUGGACUGGGAUGCAUCAAUCAAGAGAACCAUUUCAAAUUCCAAGUACAGAGCAACCAAUGUAUUUUGCGAGAGAGAGAGAGAGAGAGCAAGAUAGCCACGAAUGAUUAUGAACAAUUGAAUUAUUUGAGUAUGGGUAU